Messenger RNA from Penicillium vulpinum, 222 nucleotides. RefSeq names its product DUF1748 domain-containing protein. Gene Ontology annotation, cellular component: cytoplasm. NCBI's taxonomy places the organism in Eukaryota, Fungi, Ascomycota, Eurotiomycetes, Eurotiales, Aspergillaceae. The transcript has 4 exons. Bases 1 to 222 code for a protein of 73 amino acids. The record is from RefSeq and is a predicted model, not a curated record.
AUGCUCGGCCGUCUUACUCACUACGCAUUUGAUGCGGUUCUCUUCUCCGCCUUCUUGGCAGGUGUCAAGCGCUCUACGGGCCUCACCCUCAAUUCAGACAAGAUCACGGACAGCAAGGACGUCAAGAAAUGGGUUGACAGCUACCUCGGUGUUGGAGAGUGGAUGAUGGAUCAGUCCGUGGCUGUCAUGGGGUCGUCUUCCUGGUUCGAACGACGCCGGUGA